Molecule: messenger RNA, 1502 nt
Organism: Nilaparvata lugens (brown planthopper)
Lineage: Eukaryota; Metazoa; Arthropoda; Insecta; Hemiptera; Delphacidae
Exons: 6
Coding region: 619-1428 (269 amino acids)
Source: RefSeq, a predicted model, not a curated record
AUUGUUUCGUAUUUAGUAUUAUUAUUUAUUGAAGCUUGAGAGUCCUAAGCUAAUUCAUAUAAUGUAAUUUGCUGCCAGCACUCAACUGGUUAUCUGUGGUUGCGCAGUACCCUUUUUUUGUAAUCUAGCGCAUGCGUUCAGUGGAAGUGUCCCUGGUCACUGUGCCCUGGUCUUCCAUUCAUAGUAAGUGAUUGCAAGGAGAAACUUCUAUUCCUCUUUUCGUUUAAAACCGCUACACAAUAUUCUCUUCUCAUUAUUAACAGUAUUGUGGAAAACCUCAUUUAACUCUUAUUUUCCUUAUGAUAUAUUAUUAUUACCGGCCGUGACAAACCGUAACUCAUACCUCAACUCCUUACCUCAAUUAUUGUUCCACCUCAUUUCUGACCUUUUACCUCAAAUAGUGAAAUACCUAAAGACAUUCAUCUUCGAUGACGUGUGGCCACACCUACGAGUCAAUGCUUCAAUUACAUAUGGUGAAAAGGAACAAUAUCAAGCUACAAGAUAGACAAGUAGUGUUUAGCGUAUGAAGCUUUUUGUUCUGUUGUUUUAUCGAAUUUAAAGAUUAAUUAAAGUAUUAUUGUGACAACAAAAUUGAGUUGAAUGUAACACCAACUGAAGAUGGACAGCGAAGUCGAAAAAGAAGUCGUAAUCCUUCCAACUGGAAGAAAAAUAAGGAAAAGACUGCAAGAAACGUAUGAAAAAGCAAAGGCGAAAACACGAAAAGCCUGCGACACAUCAAAUCUCGACACCUCUGAUGAGGAAGAGUCGAGGAGAUCUCGCUGCGCUAGACGGAAGAGGAAUCUUAGUCAGGAGCUGCAGUUCCUGGAGGAGCAGCCAUCCCGCAACCAGAACAAAAGUCCACCAUACCCCGAUUUCGAGGAAGAGCCGAUAGCCACUUACCAGAUGCUCCAGACACGCCAUAAGUCACACUCAAACACCUCCAAUUUCCGACCACCCACCCCAAAGUUCAUAUCAAUCAUCAUCAUCCAUCCUGAUAAAUCCAUCGACUUCCAAUUUCACACCAGUAGGGUAUUAUGCGACCCCUUCCCCCCAACAGCAUACGUUUCAACAAACAAUCAAUCAAUCAAUCAACAAUGUAUAAAGUAUAUGAGGACAGUGGGCGGCGCUGAUAUUGGCCAAUGUGUCAAUAACAUAUUGCAUCGAUUGAUGAUUGAUGAGCUGGCCAUGCAAUUUUCAUACACUGGCCGUGCAUCAAAUGGCAACACAAAAACUCCAUUCCAUGGGAGUGAGAUAUCUAAAUGCAUACUGAUUGCUAUUCAAAAAUUGUUUGGAGAAAUUGCAACGGAAGUAAAAUAUGGAUUGUUGGCGUCUAAAUGGCUUCAACAAGCCAGAACGAGGGUGUUGGGAAAGACCAAGAGCAGAGAGACUACGCCUCAUGAAGCUCAAAUCGAGGACAAUAACAUUUGAAAGUGAAAAUAAAGUAGUAGUAUAAGUAGUAGUUUUUGUAAUAUUUAAUUAAAAUCUUUGCAUUCUAUUGAAAA